Molecule: messenger RNA, 333 nt
Organism: Ogataea philodendri
Lineage: Eukaryota; Fungi; Ascomycota; Pichiomycetes; Pichiales; Pichiaceae
Exons: 1
Coding region: 1-333 (110 amino acids)
Biological process (GO): RNA splicing; spliceosomal snRNP assembly
Cellular component (GO): U4/U6 x U5 tri-snRNP complex; U2 snRNP; precatalytic spliceosome
Molecular function (GO): RNA binding
Source: RefSeq, a predicted model, not a curated record
AUGUCGGAACUGCUCAACAAACCGCGCGCAGAGCUGUCCGAAAAAGAUCUCCAGGAUCUGGAAGACUACGAGUUCAACAACGGGCCGCUCCGAUUGCUCACGAACGCCAUCCAGAACAACGCCACCGUUCUGAUCUCGCUUAGAAACAACCACAAGCUCAUAUCCAAAGUUAAGGCCUUUGACCGUCAUUGCAACAUGAUUCUGGAAAACGUCAAGGAAAUCUGGACAGAGUCCAACCCAGAGGACAGAAACAAGAAAACCACAAGAGAGCGCUUCGUUUCCAAGAUGUUUCUUCGAGGAGACUCUGUGAUUGUAAUUCUUAAGCAUUCCUAA